AUAGUAGGCAUACGACAAAGUAUACUUCAUAUUUAUUGUCAUGUAAGACACAUCACUAUAGGUUUCUUGGAUUGUAAGAUUUCUACCAGGCAAGGAUAGCAAUUCAGCCCUGAGCAAAAACGAAUAAAAAAUACAUUACGUUGUCAAUAUGCAUUGAUUACAGAGAAUAAGUUUGUACAUUUUUUGAAGUUUUACUUUUCGAACAAACGCUUUUCAGAGUGAAUGUUUGGAUUCCACUGACGAUACAGAACUGUCUGCGACUUCGUUGCGACAUUUUAGUUUUUGUGUUGGUAGAAAUGUACCUUGCAGCGAGCUGUCAUCGCGUCAAACAGCAUUCAUUACAGUCAGCUGCAGCAGUGUGAGCAGUGGGGGUGUAAGUGACACAGUUUAGAUUCUCGUGCUCGUGGAAGUAAAACAAUUGUUUUGUGAAGUGUCUGGUCCCAAAUCACUGAAGAAAAGAGAUUCAUCUGCAUACAAAAUUCACAUUUAUUAAAGGUACAAAAAUGUCUAUGUUGACUGGGCCAAAGAUUCAAGAAGAAAUGAACAACAUACCAUUAGCUGAUGAUGAUCCUCAGGUUAUAAUCCAGGAUGACACAGAAGCAACAGAAGUCUCCCAGGCUUCAGAAGCUAUGAUACGUGGUCGAAGCUUAGACUCGAUUCCUUCAACAUUCACAAAUGGGAGUAGCAGCCCUGGACCAAAUAGUUUAGACCCAGACAUCAGUCCUGAUGAACAAGAGGAAAAGGCUCGCUUGAUAUCACAAGUCUUGGAAUUGCAGAACACUUUAGAUGAUCUUUCACAACGUGUUGACAGUGUUAAAGAAGAAAAUUUAAAACUUCGUUCAGAAAACCAAGUGCUUGGGCAGUAUAUAGAAAAUUUAAUGUCAGCCUCGAGUGUCUUUCAGUCAACAUCCCCUAAAACUAAAAAGAAGUGAAUUUACUGCUUAAGUAUUUGUUAAUUUUCAAUGUCUCUAUUUGCCUUCCAGAGGGUUCAUUGCACACAUGAUUUCUGCAUCACAAAUCUGGUUGGUAACUGCUUCCUGUUUGAUUUUAACAUGUGCAGCAGCAUGUGCAGUUCUUUUACAACCAAUAGUAGCUUAUUGGUGUAUGCCUUGUGCCUAUUUACUGCGGGAAGCACUCUGAAUUGUGUUGAAUUAUUAAUAUAUAAUCAUCAACUAAGCAUUUCACCCUCUGUCAAGAAACAUUUGAGAGACAAUGAUGAAACAAUAUUAUUUGGUCAUGACUUGUCGCAUUAUAAAAUAUAAUAUUCUUCUAGAAAUUCUCUGUGAAAGUAUUGCCAAUCAUCAGUGUCAAAGUUAAUCAUUAAAAACAAGUUUUAACAGGCAUUACUAAUAUGCAAAAGUAUGUCAGUUACUAUUGCACUAGAUCUGCAAUUGGUCUCUCAGAUGAAGGUCUGCAGUUUAAUCUAAAAUGACUUAAAUCAUAGAUAUGUUAAACUGUGUUUAUGCCAGCAUUGUAACCAUUAUUUACUUGUUCAUUCAGAUUAAUUCUUUAUAUGUGUGUUAUGUUGAAGAUUUUAAUUACAUGUCCAAAGAUGUAAUUGAAGCUGUAUUUUUAAAAAAAUUGCCAAAGACUAUUUGUGUAUUAGAAUAAUUUUCAAAAUAAUUUAAAUUAAUUAUAUUGUAGCUAACGUUGCAACUAUAAUAAAUCCAGUUGCAUAAAUAUCUCUUGUUUUGUACAGAUAAACCCCAUUUUAUCAACAGAAAAUUGAUUUUCCCUUUUGUUUUUAUGCCAAAAUGGUAUGAAGAAUGAUAAUGUCGUAUGGUUAAAUGAAAUUAAGUAACUGAUGGUAAAAGUCCUCGUUUUAUUGGUCGAAGAGUGAUCAAAAUACAUAAGUGAAAUGGUUAACAAGGUAUUAAACAUAUUAUGAAAAAAG
Messenger RNA from Gryllus bimaculatus (two-spotted cricket), 1894 nucleotides. Lineage: Eukaryota; Metazoa; Arthropoda; Insecta; Orthoptera; Gryllidae. The record is from the annotation of a GenBank genome assembly.